CUACGCCACAUCCGGCCCUCACAAACAGCUACAUUCAUCCUACUUCCCGACUUGCUUGCCGGUUUGCUUCUUUUGGAAUUAUAUAUAUAUAUAUUUCAUACUAUCUGCAUAACAGGGCUGGUUCUCUGCCAUCACAUUUGGAAAGAGUCCUGGCGAAGUGCGAAGUUGAGAAGCUGCAGUCGCAUGCGCCAGCCAGAAUUUAGCAACCACCACCACCGACAAUAAGCAAACUUCCAUAAGAUACGCUUCAAACUGCGCGUCAAUUACACCUUGCCAAACAUUGGGUGCCCUAAAGCAAACCGCUGUCAUUUGCGCCAACUCUCAAACUCCAAUACCGUUGAAACGAAAGUAAUACAUUCAUAACCAGUUGCGUCACAUUUCAGCAGUUUAUCCGCCAACAUGGGACUAUCAGAGGAACAGAUUCGCCAAUUCAGCACCCAUAUCGAUAAUAUUCUCAGCAAAAGCGACUUGGCAACUAUAUCAGUAAAGAAGGUCCGGAACCAGUUACAAGAGGUCGUCGGCCAGGACUUAUCAGAGCAGAAGUCUGCAGUCAAUGCCUUGAUUGAAGAGCGCUUCGACAAAAUCACUUCCGAGCCCCCGUCUUCGCCAGACGUGCCGAUAUCCAAAGGCCCGAGACCAACAACCAACGGCCACGUCAAGACCGAGGUCAAGGAUGAGAGCACUCCGGAUGACACAGACGGCGGCAGUGCCCCUCCGAAAAAGAAACAAAAGAAACAGUCGGCAGCAGACAGCGAUGCGAAGCUAGCUGCUCUACUCCAGGCGCAAGAGAAUAGCCGAGGCAGGGCCACAAGAGGCGGGGUUAAUAAGAAGCCCGCAAAGGCGAAGUCGACAGUCAAGAAGAAGAAGAGCUCGGCAAAGGUUAAGGCAGCGGACGAUAGUGAUAUCGAGCUGAAUUCAGAUGGGGAGAAGAAGGUGGUCGAACGGAAGGGAGGGUUUCACAAACAAUACGCGCUGUCCGAGCCCCUGGCUGCAUUGGUUGGUGAGCCUCAGUCGUCUCGGCCACAGGUCGUGAAAAAGAUCUGGGCGCAUAUCAAAGGAAACGAUCUCCAGGAUCCGUCAGACAAGCGCCAGAUAUUUUGCGACAACAAGAUGAAGCUUGUUUUCAAGCAAGACACCGUUCACAUGUUCACUAUGAACAAGUUAUUGGGGAAGCACCUGUACGAGGUUGAGGAGCUCGCAGCAGAAGCAGCGGCAGCGCAAAAUUAGCCUGUCCGGUUGAGAGGCAAAUUGGGGGUCAAUGGGGACAAAGGGCCUGGAUAUAUGGCAUUAUUGGGACAUAUGGCGUUGUGCGUUGGCUCAAAAGCUAUUAUGCUGCAUACCCAUCAUUAAUUUGGGGGGAAACACUUUAUGAAUAUUCACUUGGGGGGAGGAUGAUCCAGCAAACACUGGAUAUAGUGGCAGACAUCGGAAUUGAUGAUUUGAAAUCGGACGGUAGCCGCUAGAACUUUGGCCGAGUGACUCCCAUGUGAUUCUACGCCACCCUCUCACACAGGGUAACAAAGGUCAAAUAGCAAGGACAUAAGAUUAAAGUGAGGUG
Pseudogymnoascus verrucosus is the source of this 1558-nucleotide messenger RNA. RefSeq lists its product as uncharacterized. The record is from RefSeq and is a predicted model, not a curated record. Gene Ontology annotation, molecular function: RNA polymerase I cis-regulatory region sequence-specific DNA binding. Gene Ontology annotation, cellular component: nucleus; RNA polymerase I upstream activating factor complex. Gene Ontology annotation, biological process: transcription initiation at RNA polymerase I promoter; nucleolar large rRNA transcription by RNA polymerase I. Lineage: Eukaryota; Fungi; Ascomycota; Leotiomycetes; Thelebolales; Thelebolaceae. The coding region runs from base 400 to 1227 and encodes 275 amino acids. The transcript has 4 exons.